This is a messenger RNA of Halichondria panicea, 4278 nucleotides long. RefSeq names its product deleted in malignant brain tumors 1 protein-like. Lineage: Eukaryota; Metazoa; Porifera; Demospongiae; Suberitida; Halichondriidae. The coding region runs from base 2754 to 4094 and encodes 446 amino acids. The record is from RefSeq and is a predicted model, not a curated record. Gene Ontology annotation, cellular component: membrane. The transcript is spliced from 13 exons.
AGGGUGGGGUGAGGGAACACUGUGAACUGAGAGUGAGUCAGACAUUGAACUUUACUGACUGAAAUUAAAUGUAAAACAUUCAUAUAGUAGCUUUAGUAUAAUCAUUAUGAUUAUGUACAGAGAGAGAUUGAAUACACGAUUCAUUACACCAAAAAGUUAGUACAAUUAUAUUAGAGAGUAUACCUAAGUCGCAGUUUUAAGAAGGAAGUACAUAAAGAUCACUCCAGCUCUUAAUUAUAGUCAACAUGACAGUUUUGAACAUAUAUACUGCUAUCUAUAAUUAUGAUAGUGUCCCUAUUACUUCAACUCAACAACAACAAGGUAUGUAAACCAUACACCUACAGGCUUUGAAUUUCCAUGAAUUGUUUACAGAGUGGACAACUUCGAGAAACUACUUCUACUUCUCUGGAGUACCUUUACCAUGGAGAAUGGACAUUCAUCUGUCAUGAUGACAGUCAAUGGAACCAGGAGAGGACAAUAUCUGUAUGCACACAACUGGGUUACAAUGACUCUGGUGGUGGCUAUGGGACUACUAACCAGCGAACAUUUGGAUGGGCCAAAUCGCUUCCAGUUGGAGCUGUGAUCACUAUAAAAACUGUCCAAUCAUUUGAUUUUCGGCGAGUGUAAUCUUAUAGCUAAAUCUAGUUAAAUGUGUUGCUGCAUGAACUGUCACUCUGCAUGUUGAUUAGCUGAUUGUUAUUUGUUUGAGUGCAUUAUAAUCAAGACUUGAACGACAGUCUUUUAAAUGUGAAUAGACUAUGAAAAGGUACACUAAACAUGCAUUUACAACUCAUGUAUAUUCUCCAAGACCCUCCCCUUCCUUCUCUGCAUGACAGCAGGUAAUAACAUGAACUACCGCAACUAGUAUUUCCUGUUGACAUGAUUAUAUCAAAUGCUGUACCCAACUUUUAGGCUCGCAUUACAAUUAUCUACUUCUCUCUAAGCUGAAAUAAACAAAGCAGUAUAAAAGAGUGAUUCACUGUGACAAGCGUGACUGUUCACUGUGCAGUAAUAAUUGGAAUGUUGUUAAUCAUUUCAACUAUCGGCACUGCUCAACAAGAGUGCUUCAAUGGACAAGUUCGUAAACUUCAUUCCAAUCUCCUUGAGUAUUGUUACAACGGAGAAUGGAGAUUGAUCUAUUACUCAGAGAGUCAGUGGAGUAGUUGGGAAAUGACAAAGCCUGUGUGUGCACAGCUGGGUUACCAGGAUUUUUUUGGAAUGAUGCGAGGGGAAAGUCGCAGUGGUGCAGGAAAAUUAGUCACUCUGAGUGAAUGCAAUGGACCAGGAUUAACAGGAUGCAUAGAGACGCCUAGUGACGACAACUGUACUGAGUGCUCUCUUGUGUUUCUACUGUGUACCGCAGCUGAAUGCACUGAUGGAGAGAUAAGACUGGUGGGUGGAUCUACUGACAGAGAGGGACGAGUGGAGGUGUGUGUGGGAACUUCUCUAACUGUAUGGAGGACAGUUUGCAUUGGCAGUCAAGAACUGGCAGGAGCCGUUUGUUCACAAAUGGGAUACAUCUUUGAAGAGAGUAUUGUGGCAAAUAACUCAUUUCCUCUUGGAGCAUUUCCAGAGCACAAACUAAACUGUACACAAACCAAUGAAGUAUGGCACUGUAGUCCAGUUGAACAACAAUGUGACAGCUUCGUGGAGCUUGGUGUUGUUUGUAUAAACUAUGAGGAGUUUUAUGAACGUUCAAGGAACAGCACACCAUCUACACAGUUGCUUCCUAUAGAAUGCACCCCCAGCAAUGAAAGAGGCACUACUAGUUCUACAUGUGCUGACAAUUCCACCACCUUCAUUGCUGGCAUUGGUGUACUGGUGGCUCUGUUACUAACCCUAACCCUAACCCUAACCCUAACCCUAGCUGUAUCAGUUGGUUGGAUAGUGUCCUGUGUUAUUCUACUCAGGAGAGGACAGACUGUGUACAACCAACAUGUUGAUGCAGGUACUAUCUCAACAAGGAGCAAUCAGAGCCACACACAGCAGGACAUCAAGACACAGCUCUACGCUGAGGCCACUCCUCCUGAUACAACCUACAGUAGACUGAUAAACAGACAGAGGAAAUUGCUACCUACGAUUACGCUGAUCCCAACCAGAUAAGAGUAGAGUGUUCCCAAGCAACCAACCCACCACCAGUGAGUGGUGAAGCUAUCGUGAGGGAAGAGGAGUUCUACAUUUCUGAGGAUCACACGUACGCAGCUGUCAAUAAGAAAGCCAUGAAGAAAAAGAAGCCGAAGAAUGCAGAAUCUGAUGGAGAGGGAGAGAGUGAAGCCACGCCUCCUUUUGUCAGAACCCUGGCUGAAGUGUAGGGUGGUGGUGACUGAACACCGUGAACUGAGAUAUUGACACUAACUAAUGCUGCCUGUAAAACGUCCAUGCAUAGUAGUUAGAGAGUGAAUACACAAAAUGGGUGAUAUAUUGUACUGUAGUACACACACAUAAUUAUUAUAACAUUAUGAGAGUGCCUUUUCAGUUUCAUAAGGAAGUUAAAGAUAAAAAUGUUGGCAACUAGGUGAUUCGUUUUAUAAUACGUAUACAGGAAACUGAAUUGAGGAUCAAAUAAGAAUAACAGUGGACAUUUGCUGCAUCAAGUACAUCAAGUAAGAGUCAUGGAAACUGACCAAUCCGAGUGCCUGGAGACUUGCCUCGAGGUUGUUGAUGCAGGAUGUAUAGAUUCAAUUGACAUAACCAACAACUGGGUAUAGCUAUUAUAUGCCAUUCCCUCUAAGAACUGACGACUCUCGGUCAUCAUGCAAGUCUCAAAUUUCAUUCUGCUAUUAACUGUUGUCACCACUGUCACAGCACAACCAGAAUGUUUAGACGGACAAAUUCGUCUUCCUGAAGUAACAGACACACUUCUUGAGUACUGUCACCAUGAAGAAUGGAGAUGGAUCUGUCAUGAUGAAAGUCAGUGGAAUAUCGAGAGAUCAGUAGCUACCUGUGCACAAUUGGGAUAUUCGGAUCAAUUUGGACUAGCAACCAGGAAUUCUCAGAAUGGUUCAAGAAGAGUAGUCACUCUGAGUGACUGCAAUGGACCAAGACUAACAGAGUGUAUGGUGACACCCAAUGACAGCUGCAACUCUCUUGUGCAUCUAUUAUGUUCCAAGGUUACCUGUGCUGCUGGUAGAGAGACAAGACUGGUGAAUGGAUCCACUGACAGAGAGGGACGAGUGGAGGUGUGUGUGGUUGGUCCUGCCAGUCGAUGGAGGACAGUUUGUACUGGCAGUCAAGAACUGGCAAGAGCUGUUUGUUUACGAAUAGGAAUUGAAAGUUUAGUGUUAGAAGGAAGCACUGUGGCAGUAACUAACUCAUUUCCUCCUGGAGCAUUUCCAGAGCACAGCCUGGAGUGCAAGCCGGCAUCAAAUGGAGAUUUGCGCUGUAGCCCAGUUAAAGGAUGUGACAGCUUUGUGGAGCUUGAAGUUAUUUGUAAGAACUACGAAGAUCUACGCAAUGAAUGUUCUAGGACUAGUACACUGCCUACAUUGUCAACUAGAGCACAUGCAAAUACACUGUUGCCUAAUACAACAAGUGGCCCUAUCAAAUCAGACUUUGACAAUUCAACCACCAUCAUCAUUGUUGAUAAUUCCACCACCUUCAUUGCUGUCAUUGGUGUACUGGUGGCUCUGUUACUAGCUGUAUCACUUGGUUGGAUAGUGUCCUGUGUUAUUCUACUCAGGGGAGGACAGACUGUGCACAAACAACAUGUUGAUGCAGGUACUAUCUCAACAAGCAAUCAGAGCUACACACAACAGGACAUCAACACACAGCUCUACGCUGAGGCCACCCCACCUGAUACUACUGCAACCUACAGUAGACUGAAGAGAAGUGAUAAACAGACGGAGGAAAUUGCUACCUACGAUUAUGCUGAUCCCAACCAAAUAAGAGUAGAGCUUUCCCAAGCAACCAACCCACCACCAGUGAGUGGUGAAGCUAUCGUGAGAGAAGAGGAGUUCUACAUUGCUGAGGAUCACACAUACGCAGCUGUCAAUAAGAAAGCCAAGAAAAAAAAGAAGCCGAAGAAUGCAGAAUCUGAUGGAGAAGGAGAGAGUGAAGCCCCGCCUCCUUUUGUCAGCACCCUGGCUGAAGUGUAGAUAAGGGUGACGGAACAUUGAAUGUGAACUGAACAUCGUACAGGCUGUAAGACGUCCAUAGUAGUAGUAUAGAGAGAGUGAAUACACAAAAUCAGUUAUUUAUAUAAUUAUGUAUACUGUAUUACGCUAAAAUGUGAUAGUUCACUUCAGUUUUAAAUUCAUACAUUGCCAUUUCUUGACAAAA